AUGGGUUUCAGGCAUAACAACGUUCUCCACGCCAACCACUUCCGCAAGGACUGGCAGCGCCGCGUCCGCACUUGGUUCGAUCAACCUGGUCGCAAGCUCCGCAGACGCACUGCUCGCAAGGAGAAGGCUGCCAGCCUUGGCGUUCGCCCCCUGACCCUUCUCCGUCCCGCCGUCCGUGGUCAGACCGUCCGCUACAACCGUAAAAUUCGCGAGGGUCGUGGUUUCACCCUCGGUGAGCUUAAGGAGGCGGGCAUCAACCGCAAGCAGGCACGGACCGUUGGCAUUGUCGUGGACCACCGCCGACGAAACCUGAGUGAGGAGGGCAAGCAGCUCAAUGUUGAGCGGUUGAAGGCAUACAAGGAGAAGCUCGUUGUCUUCCCCCGGAAGACCGGCAAGCCCAAGAAGGGCGACUCAACUGGUGACGACCUCACGGCUGCGACCACGAGAGCCACUCUUCCUCUUCCCGACCCGUACGUGCACGAAGCACCCCGCAAAAUUACCGACGAAGAGCGGAACUUCGAGGCUUACAAGACCCUUCGUGUUGCUCGUGCCGAUGCACGCUACGAAGGCAUCCGCAAAGUGCGCGCUGCCAAGAAGGAGGAGGAGGAAGCAAACAAGAAGAAGUAA
This is a messenger RNA of Coniophora puteana RWD-64-598 SS2, 627 nucleotides long. RefSeq names its product ribosomal protein L13e. The transcript has 4 exons. Gene Ontology annotation, molecular function: structural constituent of ribosome; RNA binding. Gene Ontology annotation, cellular component: ribosome; cytosolic large ribosomal subunit. The record is from RefSeq and is a predicted model, not a curated record. Gene Ontology annotation, biological process: translation. The coding region runs from base 1 to 627 and encodes 208 amino acids. Lineage: Eukaryota; Fungi; Basidiomycota; Agaricomycetes; Boletales; Coniophoraceae.